AUGGCUCUAUCCGCACUCCCUAAAGCCUUUGACCUACCUCCAGAGAAAAAGAAAGGCUACUUUCCCCAUCUCUUCAAUACUCUAACAAACCAAAACUACGUGGGUCCUAUGCCACCCAAAGAGUACUACUGUCCCGAAUCCAUGUUUGAGAAAUCACACAACGACUUUGACAAAUGGUACAGCGAACAGGUUGCAAAAAAGUAUGAAUUUAAUUUUAAAAAGGAGUUGCUGGAAUACUGCAUGUCAGAUGUCGAUAUCUUGGCUCAAUCCUGUCUAAAGUUCCGCUCAAUCUUCCUAAAAGAGUGCAAUGUUGACCCGUUUCUCGAGGCUGUUACCAUCGCGAGUGCCUGUAAUCUAGCCUUCAGACGUAACUUCCUGAAACCUAACACUAUCGGCAUCAUCCCUAAGAACGGUUAUCGAAUAGUAGACAAUCAAUCGGCAAUUGCACUCCAUUGGCUUUCUUGGGUCGAGGAAACCAACGGGAUUAGGAUCGAUCAUGCCGGACGAGGCAAAGAAGUCAAAGUUAAUGGGAUGAAGGUAGAUGGAUUUGAUGGUAGAAACAUCUAUGAGUUUCACGGGUGUUACUGGCACGGAUGCCCUAAAUGUUUUAAUUGCAACCGUCACGUCCCUUUGAAGGAGGAUCCCUCCGAUAGCUUACAUCUUCGCUACGAGAGAACCAUAGCUAAAAACUCCAAGUUUACAGAACACGGUUUGGUAGAGAUGUGGGAAUGCGAAUUCCGUAAGCUUAAAAAGGAUAAAAAACUUAAUCAUCUGGACAGUCUGCCCAUCUUGAACAAUCUCCCACUAGACCCACGACAGUCUUUCUUUGGAGGUAGGACUGGCAAUGCGAAAUCCUAUCACAAAUGCGCCGAGGGAGAAACCAUUCAAUACGUUGAUGUUUGCUCUCUCUAUCCGUAUGUUUGUAAGUAUGGGAAGUACCCUGUAGGCCACCCAACUAUCUAUGUCGGAGACAAGGAGUGUCGCGAGAGAGGUAUGGGAGUAGAGGGUUUGUUAAAGUGUAAAGUCCUUCCCCCUCGUGAUCUCUAUCACCCAGUACUCCCUACAAAAAUAAACGACAAAUUGAUGUUUGUGUUGUGUAGGACUUGUGGGGAGAUGAUGUAUCAGGGAGAGUGUAACCAUGAUAGUGAUAAUAGGGCACUAGUUGGGACAUGGACAAUGGAUGAGAUUAGGAAGGCAGUAGAGAAAGGGUACAUUGUACUGAACAUGUAUGAGUUAUGGGAGUACCAGGUUGCGACUUAUGAAAACGGGGGCUUGUUCACUGACUUUAUUAAUACAUUUUUAAAGAUGAAACAGGAAGCUUCUGGCUAUCCAGAGUGGUGUAAGACUGAGGAGGACAAAAACAAAUACAUAGCGGAAUAUUUGGGACAUGAGGGAAUCAAGCUGGAGAAAGACAAAAUUGUUAAGAAUGGGGGUUUGAGGUCUUUGGCAAAAUUAAUGUUAAACAGUUUCUGGGGUAAGUUUGGUCAACGCGAAAAUCAGACUAAAGCCACAAUCGUUAGGGAUUCUAAAACACUUUUUCAAAUGUUCUCAUCCCCCGAAAUAGAUGUAAAUAGAGUCCAAACCGUCAACGAGGAGGUUGUAGUUGUUUCUUGGGAGUACUUGGAAGAAGUUGGGGAACCUCUCAGUAACGUUAAUGUUUGUAUCGCGGCCUACACCACAGCGCAGGUGAGACUCGAACUCUACGAACAUCUUGAGGCCCUAGGAGUUCAAGUAUUAUAUUAUGACACAGACAGUGUCAUUUUUUACCACCGUCAAGGCUUAUACAGAGUUCCUACGGGAGAUUACCUCGGCGAAAUGACUGACGAAUUGGCAGAUUAUGGACCCGGCUCUUACAUCACUGAACUUGUCUCUGGGGGGCCAAAAACUUACGCAUACCUUGUCUGGUCAACCAAUCAACAGAAAUUGUUCCCUGUAUGUAAAAUCAAGGGCCUCACCCUCAACUUUAAAACAUCAAAAGUUGUAAACUUUGAAAAACUGAGAGAAAUGGUCCUAAGUGAAGUAAAACAGUCAAUUGAAAUAGAAGAAAACAGAAUCAGAAGAACUAGAGACAGAGACAUCGUUACCAUCACUGAGAGCAAAGUGUUUAAAAUCACGGGGCCUAAGAGAAGGUUCGAAGGAGAGUACGACACUCUACCUUUUGGCUAUAGAAAAGUCCAAAGAGACAUUUAA
Messenger RNA from Macrosteles quadrilineatus (aster leafhopper), 2190 nucleotides. RefSeq lists its product as uncharacterized. The transcript has a single exon. Gene Ontology annotation, molecular function: DNA-directed DNA polymerase activity; DNA binding; nucleotide binding. The record is from RefSeq and is a predicted model, not a curated record. Gene Ontology annotation, biological process: DNA replication. Lineage: Eukaryota; Metazoa; Arthropoda; Insecta; Hemiptera; Cicadellidae. Bases 1 to 2190 code for a protein of 729 amino acids.